Messenger RNA from Eublepharis macularius, 2644 nucleotides. Its product is annotated as polycystin-1-like. The record is from RefSeq and is a predicted model, not a curated record. NCBI's taxonomy places the organism in Eukaryota, Metazoa, Chordata, Lepidosauria, Squamata, Eublepharidae. The transcript has 4 exons. Bases 1 to 1065 code for a protein of 354 amino acids.
AUGCAGAGUGUACAACAGCUGCGCUUCAUCCGAAGAUGGUCAGUGUUUGGGAAAACCUUCCAACAUGCACUGAGGGACCUAGUGGCUACUACAUUCCUCUUCCUCCUGUUUCUUCUCAUCUGUGCCCAGUGCGGCUGUUUGACUUCCCCUAUCAUGGGGACUGUGUAUAUCAUGAGCUACGGAGUCGGCUUGCUGUGGAUUGGGCAGGGUUUUCUUUGUGCUUCUGUCCUUCGCAGCUACCACACCAUCCACUCUGAAAUCUGCCGACCAGCCAUCGAACCUCAGGCUUAUGAGAUGAUUGAAUUUUUGGUGAAAAGAUUUAAACUGUGGAUGGGACUCAGCAAAACAAAAGAGUUUCGUCACAAAGUGAAAUUUGAAGGAAUGGACUCACUGAUUUCCCACUCUUCGGGAAACUCUAGACCAUCUCGCUUUCCCUCUCCUGGCAUCAACAUCCGCUGCACAAGUGGGACCAUUUCUUCCUUCAGCUCCGAAGAGCUGGUGCUUCCUGAGAGUCCUGGCUGCGAUCCAUGCAAUGUAAGCUUCUACCUGGAGCACCUCCCAGCUGCAGUUAAUGAUCUCCUAGACCACUUUGACAGGGUCCUCAAACUGGCAGAAGAUGUGUGCCAGCUGGAGACCAAACUGGAAGAGACCCACAGGAGAAUUAAGCAGAAAGGGCAGGAAAAAAGCCUUCUAGCAGAUAAGGUCAUUCCCCUCGCUUCAAAGACUCAGCUAGGGCUGCCAAGAACUUAUAGCACCUUCUCGGAGUCUUCUCUGGCUAGGUUUAGAGCUCACCGAGUUAGAAUCUCCAGCUGCAGUGCUACUGAAGGGUCCAAGCAGUGUCCAGUGGACCCCGUACUUCAGCAAAAGUCAAGCUGCCAUGCUCAGCUGGAUAAUGCACCAGUUACAGCCAACCUCUUCCGAGGAAUUAGUGCAUGCUCGGGCCAUUUGUUCAAAAGGAGACCAAAGAGUGAGGAAGGACAGGGAUGCCAGGGCUCUGAAGGUCUGCAGAGACGGGUCCCUUUAAAGAGAAGAGCAUGGCAAACAGAAGGAGCAAGUGGCAUGUAGGAAAGCUGCGGAGGGGCUGAACGAGGUCCGGAAUGGGCAUCUGCUUAUUUUUCUCCUGGAAAUUCUCUAAUGCUCUUACCUGGGAAAAUAGUGUCUAGACUUGGUUCUUCUGAUUGACUUUUAUAAUCUUAAAAAGCUGGAGCCCUUGAUUUGGUCCUCAAAUCUGCCUUGUCUGUGAAUGACUCAGUGUGCCCAUUUGUAAAAUGGGAAUGGCUGUGUAGCAUUUGUAAUAGGCAUUACAAAUUAUCUGUGAACAAAAGCAUGAUGCUAACUUAAGUUGGUGAGAUGAAAAAGAGUACAUGUAGAAAUUACUUGUUGUCCUGUGCGCAAACCACAGAGAAUACAGAAACACGCUCCAGCUUUGUAUUUCAGCUACUUUGUAUGAUCCCACGACAUUCUCGAGCUACCGACUGCUGCAAAAAUGCUCUUGAAAAGGCUUCAGGGCAGCACUGAUUAAGAAGGUCAAUAGCUGUAAAAUAACUGCUUCAAGCUCAUCCAUAGGAGACGGUCUAAGUAAGGAUAGUGAACGAGAGCUAGUUAGGUACACUGCACAGACAAAAGACUCACAGUUCUCAGCUGGGCUUUCCCAAGCUUAAUCCUCAAUGAGUGUAUUAAAACAAUACAUGUUGGAAGAUGCCAACUGACAUGAAUAGCCACCUUCAUCUUCAUGUAUAUAUGUUCCUAUGUUUAAUAACAGUGUUGCCAAUUAGGCUGCCUCUCCUGCUUUAAGGCCCGCCAUGAACUGUGUUUGAGUUUCCUGCACUGCUGUUUCAUAACUACACCAGAGACUGCCUUGCAUGUGUGCACUCUAGUACACGUGUCAGUUUCCUGCCUGCCUGCUAGUUAUCCUGCUGUUGCAAUAGACUGUGUCGGUUUCCUGAAUCCAUAUCUGGACAACUACACUAAGGACUCUCUUUCUGGGCAGCCCUGCCCAGGCCUAUAUCUGGACCUUCCGGUGUGUUUGGACUCCACUAAACGUGUACCUCCCGCCUGCUUUGCCAUCUCUCACGGGCUGUGCUUGCUCCCUGCUACGGACUGUGUUUUACGUGCUGUUUCCCUGCCUCCAUGGAAGCCUGCCUCACCCGGGCCCAAGCCGCGCUGUUAGCAGCCAGGUGCCAGCCAGGGAAACCCCCAGCGAGCCUGACCAGGCACCCCCUGGCCAGUUCCCGCCUGGAGCCUCCCACCAGUGGGGCAAAUUCAUGGUUGGGAAAAUGUCCCUGUGUUCAAUAACAGCGAUUGGACUGGAGCUUCUGCAUAAGGCUGCGAUGUGACAUUCAACAUUUUCUGAAGUUCUGUGCUAAUGUAGCGAUCAGCAUAGGGCUGAUUCACACAUUACGAAGUCUGUAUGUACCCCCAUGUGGACUUUUUUUACAGAGGUGUUCUAGGAGUUCCCUUCCGGGAAUUUAAUUCUCAGGAUGUGGGACCACAGCACACAAAGAGAAGGGAUUUCAGCUCCCCCUCUCCAUCUGAAAUGGGGAGUUAUCUGCCCUUUGAAAUGUAAAGGUACUGAUGGCUACAUGUGAUUCACCAGUGGGGCAAAUUCAUGGUUGGGAGAAAUGCCGUGGAGGACAGGCUUAAU